Amphiprion ocellaris (clown anemonefish) is the source of this 1261-nucleotide messenger RNA. RefSeq names its product MORN repeat containing 2 (gene morn2). Bases 180 to 689 code for a protein of 169 amino acids. The transcript has 5 exons. The record is from RefSeq and is a predicted model, not a curated record. NCBI's taxonomy places the organism in Eukaryota, Metazoa, Chordata, Actinopteri, Pomacentridae.
ACGGCUUGUGUCGAGCCACCAGGGCAGCACAGAAGUCACAGCUUCCUGUCGAAAUUUGCGAUUUAUAUGGCGAUUAAGUGAACAAAAUGCUACAUAAUUAGCUUGUAUCGUUUUCACAACUUUUAAAAAUUGCUGUUUGACUCGUUUGAGUUUUCCAGAGCUCCCGGAAGCUGCCAGAAAUGUCUGACAAGAAAAAAGAAGAUUCUUUGCACAUUCAUGGCAAAUACCCAGAUGCAUGCCUGCACAUAUUUCAUGAGGUGUUUGAGGCAAAUUGUGUCUGUUUGUUUACAGAAGAAGAACCGGUAAAAGUGUCCUACAUUUUCCCAAAUGGGGACAGAUAUGAGGGGGAGUGCAGCAGAUCUGAAUGUGGAGCGAUGGUGAGGAGUGGUACCGGGAAACACACCUCCGCAGACGGUGUCACCUACAUCGGAGAGUGGCAUCAGGACAAGAUGAAUGGCAGAGGGACCUUGCAGCAUCCAUCUGGGGCUUUAUAUGAAGGAGAAUUCAAAGACAACAUGUACCACGGCACAGGAACGUACACCUUCCCGGAUAAAACAGUGUAUAAAGGUCACUUUCAUGAGAACAGGUUGAAGGGAGACGGGGCCUUUAUUAACCCACAGGGACUGGUUUGGACGGGCGAGUUUCACGGAAAAGCAGCGCUGGGCCUCAGAAUGCAACACAACGUUUAAGCAAAAGAAGCAUUUUUGCACUGCUGUGUACAAAACAUCACAUUAAAAUUAAAUUGUAAUCAAAAAAUACUCACAUGCAUUUGUAUUUACUGUGCUAAAUGCUGACAGAUAGACCCAUGUUUCUGCCCACAUUCAAAGAUCACACAUCCAUGUAUAUAUAUAUCAGCAUAGUAGUGGGUAAAUAUCUGUGAAAUCAGUGAGUCAUGUCUUCUGAGUCACUUUCUCAGCUCUAUCUCCUGUUGGACUAGUUGCACUGAACUGAUACAGCGAGUGUCGCUUGAUUUCACUCAAGAAAUAUCACACUGGGGUUAUUUUUGCUCCGGUCCCUUGUCACUGUGCUUGUAACUGUGAGAGCACUUCCCCCAGAAAUAUUAGCUUUCAUUUCAUUAGCCACUGUAAUUACUGCUACUCUACUUCUAACACAACAGGCUUUAUCUAUCACUCACUCCUCCUUGAUUUCACCGUGAGAGGGAAGGACGGGCACAGGGGAGUUUUACAUCGUUCAGCUACCAGCCAAUCACAGAGCGGGGAGACGUUCGCAUCACCAGCAGCGAUGCCCAAACUGCUGGAAC